Messenger RNA from Bufo gargarizans (Asiatic toad), 2272 nucleotides. Its product is annotated as gastrula zinc finger protein XlCGF26.1-like. Gene Ontology annotation, molecular function: RNA polymerase II cis-regulatory region sequence-specific DNA binding; DNA-binding transcription factor activity, RNA polymerase II-specific. Gene Ontology annotation, biological process: regulation of transcription by RNA polymerase II. Lineage: Eukaryota; Metazoa; Chordata; Amphibia; Anura; Bufonidae. The transcript has 7 exons. The coding region runs from base 118 to 2193 and encodes 691 amino acids. The record is from RefSeq and is a predicted model, not a curated record.
CUUGUAGCAGCAGGGUAAUAUCCAGUGCGCUCUGGUAAUACAGAUUAGUAAUAUACUAAAUAACCCCAAUUAUGGUGAAUCGCACGCUGAGUUGGCAUUCUCCUGACUAAUCUGCUAAUGAUGGACAAGAACAGAAAAAAGGUGGCUGAGAGAAUAUUAAACUUCACCCUAGAGAUUAUCUACCUGCUGACUGGAGAGGAUUAUAUAGUAAUGAAUAAGAUGACUGAGGAAGGAUGGAGAAGGAACCAGCAUCCUAUCUUGUUGCCUCCACCUCAUUUACUGAUAGAUGGGAGAAACAACUAUCAGGAGAUCCUGCAACUCACCAACAAGAUCAAUGAACUUCUGACCGGAGAGGUUUCUAUGAGGUGUCAGGAUGUUACUUUCCAUUUCUCCAUGGAGGAGUGGGAAUAUUUAGAAGGACACAAGGAUCAGUAUGAGGACAUUUUUGUGGUGAAUCAACCUACUCCCAUGUCACCAGGUGUGCCUUCUACAGAUGAAUCCAGUAAGGAAGAAAGACCAGAGAGAUGUCCUAGUCCUCUAUAUUUCAAGCACUUUCCACAUGAAAAUGUCCCACAGGGUCACCAGGUUAUAGAUGUGAGUGAUAUAAAAGCUGAAGACAUAAUGGAAGAAGAGAGCUAUGUGGGUGUAACUCAGCUGUGUACAGUAGAAGAUAUUCCUACAAAUAUUAACACUGGAGAUGAAAGCACCAAAAACUUUCCAGGAAAUCUCCUUUUCUCCCCUGCUUAUGAAGUAAAAUAUAACAAUACCAAAGAAGACAAUCUCAGAGAAGAUGCUGCAACCUGUCUUACUACAAGUAUACUCUUAGUCCUUCACAGCAGCGAUCAACCUAAUGAUCCCACUAAUCACAAGGAACCUUCAUCUGGUCAGCCACUGAUUAUUAAACAAAGUACAGAAGAUCCAGGGGGUAAAAUAUAUCCAUGUUCUGAAUGUGGGAAAUGCUUUACGAGGAAAUCAAAUGUUAUUAAACAUCAGAGAACUCACACAGGGGAGAAGCCAUUUUCAUGUCCACAGUGUAAGAAAUGUUUUAGCCAAAAGUCAGAUCUUCGUAACCAUCAGGUAGUCCAUACGGGGGAGAAGCCGUUUCCGUGUUCUAUGUGUGGGAAAUUCUUCACAAGGAGGUCAAGUGUUGUUGAACAUCAGCGAACUCACACAGGGGAAAAGCCAUUUUCAUGUUUAAAAUGUAAGAAAAGUUUUAGCCAAAAGUCAGAUCUUCUUAACCAUCAGGUAGUUCAUACAGGGGAGAAGCCAUUUUCAUGUUCUGAGUGUGAGAAAUGCUUUACAAGGAAAUCAAGCGUUAUUUAUCAUAUGAGAACCCACACAGGGGAAAAGCCACAUUGUUGUCCAGACUGUGGAAAAUGUUUUAGCCAGAAGUCUAAUUUUGUUACACAUCGACUAACCCAUAUGGAGGAGAAGCCAUUUUCAUGUUCAGAAUGUGGAAAGAAUUUUAUAAAGAAAUCAGAUCUUGCUACACAUCAGAAAUGGCACACAGGGGAGAAGACAUAUUCAUGUUCUGAGUGUGGAAAAUUUUUUCAAAGGAAAUCGUGUCUCAUUGAUCAUCAGAGAAUUCACACAGGGGUAAAACCAUUUUCAUGUCCAGAAUGUGGCAAAUGUUUUAGCCUGAAGUCCGAUCUUGCUAAACAUCAUUUAAUCCACACAGGGAUGAAGCCAUUUUCAUGCUUGGAGUGUGGGAAAUGUUUUACUAGGAAAUCAUAUCUUAUUGAACAUCGUAAGCAACACACAGGAGAAAAACCAUAUUCAUGUCCAGAAUGUGGGAAAUGUUUUAGUCACAAGUAUAGUCUUGUAAAACAUCAGGAAAUUCAUACAGGCGAAAAACCAUUUUCAUGUAAGGAAUGUGGGAAAUGCUUCACAAGAAAAUCAAGUGUUGCUGAACAUCAGAGAAUUCACACAGGAGAAAAGCCAUAUUCAUGUUCAGAAUGUGGAAAAUGUUUUAUAAAUAAAUCGAGUUUGGUUACUCAUCAAAAAAGUCACACAGGAGAGAAGCCAUUUUCAUGUUCUGAGUGCGGGAAAUGCUUCACAAGAAAAUCAAGUCUUAUUGAACAUCUGAUAAUUCACACUCAGAAGAAGACAUUUUCAUGUUCAGAAUGUGGGAAAUGUUAUAAACAUAGAUCAGCUCUUGCUCAGCAUAAGAAGCGCAUGCAUUUUAAUGAUUAGACUACAAAAUGUUUAACUGUACCUAAAUGUUUUAGAUUUAGAGUGAAAGAGAAAUAAAGUGUUAGACAUUUUCCUCAAA